Messenger RNA from Pomacea canaliculata, 10312 nucleotides. RefSeq lists its product as uncharacterized. The coding region runs from base 1145 to 5905 and encodes 1586 amino acids. NCBI's taxonomy places the organism in Eukaryota, Metazoa, Mollusca, Gastropoda, Architaenioglossa, Ampullariidae. Gene Ontology annotation, molecular function: guanyl-nucleotide exchange factor activity. Gene Ontology annotation, biological process: positive regulation of Rho protein signal transduction. The record is from RefSeq and is a predicted model, not a curated record. The transcript has 16 exons.
UCCGAAACGUCCGUCGGUGAAACGUCCGUCGGCAAAACGUCCGCACACAGUGAGUCCUAACCCACAACGAUUUUGUCUGCUGCUUCAAACCCGCUGUGGAUGUUGGUCAUAAUCGCCGCUGAAUGUCCCCGCUUACAGGGCUACAUUAUGAUGGCGAUCUAUUCCUGCACAGGUAUGGCGGGCCUUGUGAGCCUGACGGUCUGUGUGUGUGUGAGAGAGAGAAGUUAUUGAUUGAUCUCUCUCUCUGUGCGGAAAGUAUUGCCAGCCUCCCUUGACCUCCGACCACCGGUCUGAAACAGCAGACCUACCCGACCAGCCAUACUUCUGUCGCAAAUGCCUGCGAAAAAGAGGAAGCCCCCUAGAAGCACCCAUGGAUCGUCCGCUGGAUGACCUACCCUCUUAAACCUGCACUAGGACUCGGGUGGAGGAAUGGAGGGACCGGAGGCUAGCAGGCCAGACCCGCGUGUUGCCAGGUUUUUCUGUGAGGCAGCCCGCGGCGGACUGGUGGAGCACGCUAGGACGCCUUCGGGAGACUGUUGCAUGUUUAAUUAACUGCACGUGCGGGGGAAAAAAAGACUAGCCUGUGGAGGAUACCGAGCUAGUGGGACGGCCAUUGGGGCGAUUUUGGACACGACGAGGUGUAGUAAAGUGGUUGGUGACCUGGACGCGAGAUUGCUGGAUGUCAGAUGCCUUGGGUACGGAUAUUUCAGGAUGCGGGCUGGAUGGAAUCGAUUGGUGCAGCAGGGCCUCACUGACAAGGCACGUUUGUCGCAGACAUUUCCUCGGGAACUCCUUUCAUCUCUCUUUUUCACUCUCGCUAACGAUCUCUUUAGUCAGCGAGUCGACUUUGCUUCAAACAGAGCAGACGGGCGGCUGGUGGACUCUUGGUCGUCUGUUAAUUCAUCAUUGUUCAUGGAACCACAAAUAACCUGUACGUGGAAUAACCAUGGCCGCCAGAAAUCGUCUGAAAGGACACUAAGCGUAGUGGCGCCCACGUGAACUCCGAGCGAAUCAGUCCAAGGGAAACUUGUUGCUUUUUCACUGGAUUUGCUCCUGAUAAAUCAAAAUUAAGUCAGGCCAAGAUUUCCUCCAUACGUGUACCAUUCCAAAUGUGUUCAUUGUCAGAUCAGUAACUCCAAAGAUAAUGCAUUCGACGACAGUCAACGAGGAGCAGCUGUCUCCAGCGUGUCAGCUCUUACAAGAAAAGUUUCGUAAGUCAGAGUUCAACACUUGGAUGAUCAACGUCAGUUCUGGGGAUGGAGCUUGUUCCCCACGUGGUCGGCUCGCGAGAUCAACCUCCAUUGGAAGCAUCCAUUUCCCGCCCGGAGGCGCGUUACAUAAAGUACACAGCGCGGGCGAGGUCGGCGCGCUCUGCGGAACGGUGCACGCGGUGGGACGGAGGCGUUCCUUUCAGAGGCACGAAAGCAAGGUCCUCCCUUCGUGUCUAGGGCCUCUCCGGCGAGGUUCCAUGUCAGGACGAACCCUGCAGAGUAAUACAACAGAGUCUGUGGGAUUUCUGAGGAAAUGUGGCUUGCAAGUAGAUCGCUCUGGUAUAAAAUUAAGCGCCAGGACGAAAAAGAGCGGCGAGGAAAAUCGACUCGACAAUUCUCAAACUAUUUCUUGCUGCGAAGACAACAAACACCCGAGUCAAUUGGAACCAAGUAAUGGUUCCUUGACCAGCCACCCUCCUAAAGAAGACGAUGGGUUCGACCCUCAGGUGCUAGGAGACAGUAAGGUCUAUUCUGUGCAGAUAAGCAGUCCUCAUCCGACAUCCGUAGCAGAAAAGAAAAACUGCAACAUUUCGGACAUUUCUGAGCAAGGGUCAGCUCAGCAGAGUCUUGAGCUUUUCUUAGUCGACAAUCAAGUAGACAAACUUGAUCAAAAAUCGGAGAAAGAAACGGGUUCAGUAGCUUUUGUCCUUGACUCAAAAGGAGGAAACACCGGUAGCUUUGAUCAAAAGACAAUAAGGAGAAGGCUAUGUUCAGAUGAAGAAAGAACUUUGAACAGUACACGCACCAACGCAAGCCCCUCGGCUUCUACAGACAAUGUGGGUUUGCAGUCUUUAAAACUUGACAUUCCCUCGCGAAGUGAUGAAUCUCGUGAAAACACGUGCUCCACGCAGGCUCAGCGAGACCACAGGGAGCCUGACAUGGUGAUCAAUCUAGCGCACCCCCAAAAAACUCAAUCCGCCUCCAACCCACCCGAAUAUAAAGAUGAGGGUAGAUGUGUAACUCUUGGUAUUGAACAAUUGGGCGACGCCCGCGGCUUAAAAUCAAGCGGGUGUGAAGAAAGCAAGGAAAAACAAACUCGUCUUAAAAACGGGUAUGUCAGAGACCUUUGCAUAACAUGUGAAAAUACAGAGAAACUGAGUGGCAAUACAGCUGGCCAGUUUCAAGAGGACAUCGACCAACAUGUGAAGACAAUUGAAGCUUCAGAUGUUUACCUGAAUAAGACACUUCCAGGGUCAUUGAAACUUACACAGACAAAACACACCUACCGGACAUCGGAGUCACGUGCAAUAGAAGGACACCAAGAUCAUGGCAAAGGGUCAGACCAAGAGAAGGCAAUCUCAUCAACAGUCAAACAUCUUCACCAGGAACUGUCCACAACUAUAGAGGACUCCUUCAAAGAGGAAACGAAAUCGGCUUCUUGUCAACAUGUUAUUCUCUCAACUGCGAAACAGGAGAAAUUUGCUGAUUUCAUGGGACUUAACUCUGUUCAGUUAUCGUAUACAUACCCUAUGUUCGUUCCAAGCUUGCUGGCAAGUUUGGUGGAGGAUGAACAUGGAUUUUUGUGCCAGAGCAGACACAAGACAAAGGUAGAGAGAGGUUCUGCAAGUCGACACAGCCACAACGACAGCAAUGCUGAAAACUUUGUCUGCGAGGAUGAUGCUGGUGGGACCGAGGAUAUUCCGCCUGCAGGCAGCAGGCAGAGGACGCCAUCGAGAGUCGAGUUCUUGCUGAACAAUGGGCUAUUUAAAAAACAUCUCUCUGGUCGUAUAGAGGCAGUGGAACAAAAACUAUCACGAGUUAGAAAGUUAGGCUUGAAAAAAUCCUUCUCGAGCGUCGACAUUUCUUUGAACGAUGCAGAGCGGCUAAACAUGAUUUACGAGGGUCCAGAGAAAGAUUGCAGCGAUGGUAACGAUGAGAGGAACUCAGGCCACAGCACCGUGGCAGUGUUGAUCUCGCCAUCUUUGAGUUCGGGUCGUAAUUUUGAAGAAGGAUUGGAAUCGAGACUAGAUCGUGAGUCCUCCGACAGCUCACAAAGCAGUUUUGCUUUUGUGGACGGACAUAACAUGCGCCAUGUCAUGGAAACACCCAGUCAGACGAAAGACCUGCAGGUCCAGGAGCCGCCCAGAAGCCGCCAUAGACUACGUAUCCCCAGUUUUGAAGAGUUUCGAAAGCAGCGAAGAAGCAAGAGUAGAAGUGACACCGAGUUCACAGGGAAAGUCGGGGAAGGUGAAGCUUGGGCCGGAGAUGUUCUAUCGUGGAGUUUUCCUUUCGAUUCUUUUCCUGAAAAAUACGUUCUAAACCCUGGGACAGAGAAAGGAACCAAAACACUUUUCCAGAUUCAUAAGACUGUUGUAAAGGAAGUCAAGAGGUCACCGGACUUGUCACAUGACGACGUAGAAGAAGUCAAAUUCUCGCUGGAUAUAUCUCCUGAUGAUCAAGAAGGUAAACGUUCGCGAAACACAUCACCGGAAUAUCUAGAUGAUAGUCCAGCAUCGCCUACAACAUCCCCAGAGAGUGGAAACAAUAGUAAAGACUCAUCAGAAACAUCACCUGACGAUGGAAAACAGUGCAAACCGACGAUAAACAAGCCAGAUACCCACCUUGGGAAUCUCACUGGAAAACGAUUGCAGGUGAGACUGGAAAUUUGCGGAUCGGAUAACAAGUGGGGACAACAAAGAGAUGUUUCCAAUUGUAAACUGGAGCUGUCUGAAUCAGUGAGACAGGGUCAGAUGGAGGAUGGUUUGAUAUCAGGACCUGACUUGAUGAAAGCAGGCGUUGGCCUUCUGGUGAGAGGAGGACAUCGACGGUCGAGUGACGACGGCUUAGCGGCUUCUUCUGUAACGGCAGACAUCUUUACAGACGGUAACCAGCCUGACGAACACGCGGAGCUCACUCGCACAGCCAAACAGUCUAGCGUGUUGAGAUCGUCGUCCGAUUCCACUCUUAAAACGUCAGCGGAGGUCAAAGGUCAGACGACCCGACGCUCGAGAACGAACCGUCCACAUAAGAGCGAUCCCGGCGUAGGUCCUCACAGGCCACCAGGUGUAAAACAGGAGACAGAGACAAAUGUAAAGGCCUGCACAGCCCCGACUUCAUCUUUCAGUGGUCAGUGGCCAUCGGUCCCAAUCAGCCGGGAUGAGGACCAAGAGAGACCAGUCGUGCCCACGAUAAAUCUCUGUGAGAACAACGACGAAGAACCAUCGGAUAAAAACCUUUCGAGCUUUCUCAUCUUAGACCUGGCAGAUGAGGUCAGUUCUGAGACAGACGAAUCGGACUCGAAAUACGACAGGCGAGCGAGGAAGCGACUCAGCAAUGUGAGUACCACCAGUGACGACAGCGGCGAUGCGGGACCCACGUGCAGCCCGCGUUCAUCCUCCUCCAGCCUCGGGUUGAGGUUCCUGACUGCCGACUGCGCCGAGAUCGUGAGCUGUGUUCAGUGCAACCCUGGACAAUAUCAAUUCAGCCAAGACACGGAUCUUCAAGGAAUGUGUGAAAAAUGCGUCCUCCGUCAGCAGGAGAGGAAAGAAACGAUUCAGGAGAUAAUUGACACGGAGAUGAACUACGGGCGGGACCUGCGCAUCUUGAAAGAGGAGUUUUACUUGCCGAUGCAGACGACAGGGCUACUGAAUGCAGAUCAGCUCGAGAUGGUGUUCAUCAACCUCGAAGAACUUAUUUCUAGCAACUCUCAGUUUACAGAGAAACUCCGAUCCGCAUUACUCAAAGCUGCAAGUGUGCAGGAUGAGGAUUUGAAUACAGUUGAUAUUGGCAGCCUUUUCAUUGAAUCGUCUAGCAUGUUUCUAGCCUUCGAGAACUACUGCAUCAACCAGGCUGCGGCGUCAGCAGCGCUGGAACAGAUGGAGAGAGACCGCGAGCUGCUACGAAUCUUCCUGCAAGUGUCGCAGACGGAAAACGGUUUGCUCAGGCGCAUGCAUCUCAAGUCCUUCCUCAUGGUUCCAGUGCAGCGCAUCAUGAAGUACCCGUUGUUGCUGAGUCGCCUGUACAAAGCCACCCCAGAUAACCACCCAGACAAAGAAGACAUACGGGAAGCUCGCGAGAAGCUCGAAGACAUCCUAAGCCACAUCAACGCGAAAGCAAAAGGGAGUGGCAGCGUUCGCAUCAAACGGAAACAGUCCCAUCUACGACGAUACAGUUUGACAGAGAAGCUGGAAGUUCACAGGGUAGCCCUAGAUGUUCUCGGUUGGAGCAAGAAGGAAGUGAAUGAUUUGAUUACAUCGAGGAUGUGGUAUGCGCAACCUCCGGACCACACGUGGGCGUCCAAGCGAUGCCGCAACAUCAAGUUUACACCUGUCUAUUGUGUUCUACUGACCAUGGGACAGUCUCACCACGAUCUCACCCACGACAUGGAGCGGCUCAUUGCCAGACCCUCCCUCCAGGUGCAGCAGGCCGCCAUGGUGCUGGUCAGAGAGAAGAAUGGAAAAUACCAGCCUGUGAGAGAUCCAUUUAUGCUGGACAAAUGCGUGGUGACUGUUGAUCCUGACUUUGAUGAGGUGUUCGAGCUGCAGGAGUGGGGAAGAGAAGCCUACAUAUUUAAGGCUGAGGACGCAAAAGAGACGAGCACCUGGGUACAACAUCUUCGGCACCAGACACACAACCUGGGUCAGUGGCGCCGCCGACGGAACGCGCUGCCCAACAUCAUGCUGAAGAACGUAUGAGGCGAGACCAGGGCAGGGCCGGACCAGGCCCCCUGCGAUCCCACAUUUCAUAUCCGCGGUGCCACGCACCCAUUUUUACUGCCAUACUGUCAGUGGCAGGUGUGAGGUGUGCUCACCUUCUCCAUGGUGACGGACGCACGUCACAGAGCCCGUUGAAUUCUGUGGUGAGACUUGAUUUGGACCAUCGAACUUUCCGCUCUUGGGAGAAAUUUGGCGGUGGACGCUUUGUGUACGGUCAGUCCCUUUGAGAAAGUAUUGAUGGAUGGAGUCCCUCUUCCCUCCAUCACUUCAUCACGGUUUUGUUUUGUUUUUUUUUAUAAUUGUUUUUGUUUUGGAUUUUAUUUUUUGAGAAAAUUAGUUUGUGCUGUACAGAGAGGAAUAAGAACUGGAAUGCGAACUGAUUCAACUGAUGGGCGUGCCUGGACGUUCUUCGUGAACUCGUGCUGAAGACUGACAUGAAUGGAGUGAUCUCGUAAAUGCAUUUGUCCUGAAAGGACAAUUUUACUUUUACUUUCACGCGGGGCUUUUCACGGUGAGGAAUUUGUAACAGCAUCAGCAUGAACGAGUAAUCGAUCAAGAGAGAGAGAAGGGGGGUAGAAUUGAAAAGAGUACGAGAGAGUUCGAGAAGGUUGGAGAAUAUGCAGAGAUGUGGCACCGGCGCACUGAAAGCACCCCGGCUUUGAGCCGAUCUCUUUAUCACGAUCUGACGCACCCGAGUCAAUUCUGCUGACGUCCCUGUCGCUUGGCGGAACAGCCUGUGCGGUCAGGCGAGAGAUUCUGAUAUCAUCUCCGGGCUUGUAGCCCCCCCCGCGCCCCACGCCCCACACAAUAGUAACACACUAGUAACCUCCUGCUUCACUUUAGUUGAUGAGAACACCGAGCUUCUCACUCGUCUAUCAUCUUUCUCAUUUGUCCUCAACUGUCCGAAACAGUCUAUGAGGAGCAGACCAUCUAGAUAGACAUUCAUUUUCUGACAACCUCGGUAGGACACACAUGUAGACGAUUAUCUUAAUGUUGUUGUGAUAAGGUAUGAUGUGUUGUUACCCUUACUGUAGCGUUCGCUAGCACAAGAGAGAAAAAACUUAUUUCUCGGACGAUACAACCUACACUUCACGACUGAGAAAAUAAAUUUCAGAAUCUUUGAGUAAAAAGGUUUCUAAUCCUUAAUUUAAAGGAGCACUACAGAGUUUUUCAGAAAUGCUGACACAGCCAAAAUGUUAAUUGACUAAAUAAAUAUAAGUUUGUCUUUCACACAACCCUUCCCAGUCAAUAAUCUUCUCUGAAGUGGAAAAGUCAAUAAAGACCCUGUACUAACCUGAGAGAGUUUAAUUUACUGAACUGAAACAUUCAAGUCAAAUCCGAGAGUUUCGUAUUGUCAGCAUAUAUAGGAAAAAGCAACUUCAUUUUUCUGCUUUAUGAGUGCAUGGAAUACAACUUUUUUAAAAAAAAAUCUUCUAAUAAAUGAUAUAAAGGCUCUGAGAGAGAAGAGGGAUGUUCCAUUGUCCAGCCUUCCGCUUACAAAAUAUAUAUUUUGAUAAGACUUUAAAAACGGUUGUUUCUGUGUGUGGAGUUCUUUAACAUUCCAUAUGAUGUUGACCUGUAAGUAGAAACUAUUUAGACCUUGACAUGGUUUACAUGAUUUAUAUUUACUGUAACAUUGGAUAUUAACAUAGACCGUUUGUGGUCACGUGCAGACAUUCCUGUGAAAAAUCAAAUGAAGCUUUGUCGGUCAGUGUCAACAUGUUUCGUUGUGUGGCGAUUCCUCUGUUUCUCUUUGUCCUUCUUAUUUUCUGCCUGAGACAUGAUAUGUUUGCUUGAGGAAGUCAGGGUAACUUUGGAUUAUACAAAAUCUUUUUCGAAGCCACUUUAUUUGUAUACAUACUGGUAGUAUCCUAUGUUUUAAAAUUGUGACCACAACUUAUGUGUAGUUCUUCAUUACUUUAAGAUAGAUAUUCUCCUUAGAAGACUUGAAAAAUCAAAUAAUAUUUGUAUUCAGUGACAUUACUCCUAAGUAAAUCACUGUCAGAGCUUACAGACCACUUUUGUUUGCCUGCUUUGUGGACACAGACAGUUCUCUGUGCUUGUAUAUAUACAAAAUAAGCUGUAGAUGGCUGUCCGGUGAUAUGAUAUUGUCAAAACCACAUGGUGUUUACAAAGAAUUUUUGUCUUGGCUGUGUGUACAAAAAGGCUUACCAUAAUAUUCACCUAAUACUGUAUAAAACGUAGACGCCUUAUGUACAUAAGAAACUGUUUACAACCGCGUGAAUCUGCCUACAUGUGUAUCACCUUGUACAUGGAUAUUGUGUCAGGGCUGGUCCUCGGUUGUGCACCAUUGUUGUUUCUUGGCACGCAGGAUGGCCCUGAGUUCUUCUUACCUUCUCUUCAAUUUUACCACAACCACAUUUUUAGAAGAUUUACAACCAUGUGCGAUGCAAGUACUCCGGCGAUGAAAAAAAGGGGGUUGCUAGCAUUUUAGUAUGAAGUGGGUUUUGGGGGGAGUGGACGUGUUCAUCAGAAGACAUUUCGUUUCCUCUUUUUGAAUAGAAGUUGUAUUCUACGCAGGAAACUGGAUUUACCGUUAAUUUAACGGUUACAAUAAUUGAAUACAUGUUAAAUCUUUCAUGAACACGUAAAUAAAUAAAAUAAUCAAUAAGUAUGGAAGGACAAGUGAUUGUGGCUACUCUGUUAAUUAUCGUAUGUUGCAGAUGAAUAGGUAACCCGAGGGAUUGGUCUGUGCUGCAACAUUAAGUCAUUAUGGUUUUGCCGCUUGACUGCCUUACUUAUUUGUAAAUGGCUCUAACAGACGAAAUUACUUAUUUUCAAACAGUUGCAGCCGUCGAAAUUACCGAAAUUAGCUGAUAAGAAGACGGAAUGUCUGCCAUGUAAUGCUCAGCAAACACUGCAACUCCCGUGUCACUGGUGUUAAUUAAGGAAUUAAAUUGUCGAGUGGUUUGCACAAAACGCUCCCUGGAUAUGCAAAAGCUGUACAAUUGUUACAACUUGAUGUCUUUGUUAAUGUAGUAGAUUUUUGUAUGUAUUGCCUUCCCCAUCCCGUCCCUGAGACACGAGUAGGCCUUUUUUUGCGCAUCAGGUGUACCCGACUGAUGAUUUUGGUGUCGUGUGCUUCCAUGUCUUUUAGCGAGGGGUCAAGGAGAAUGUCUUGACCUUUGACCCUAGUAGAAGUGUGAGACGCAUGCGCUCUCUGUGCAGAAAGACGAACGGGUUUCCUUUUUUUGGCCUACCCCCUAUCUUCACUAUCUUCCAGCGGUCAGUCGAACAUAGUCUGUAAAUAGUCGUACUUAAUUUGAAUGAAAACACAAUGUUGUCCAUUUUGCUUAAGUGUCAUGAAACGAACCGCACGACAAACUUUACAAUACACACUACUCUGUACAAUAUACAAUUCAAUGUACAAUAUAUAAUACAAUGUACAAUAAACACUAGACUGUACAAUAUACACUACACUGUACAAUAUACACUACACUGUACAAUACUUUACACGCCAUACUUCAACAUAUAUGAAGAACAGUGACUCAGUAUACAGCUGAACUCUUCAGACAAAAAGGAAAAAAAAAUUCCACUCCCAAUCAUAUGCAAAAGCUCUCAAACUCUUAACACAUGUAUAAUAUGCUAACAUGUACUUGUUUAUUUUUUUUUCAUCCCUCACACCCGAGACACACAGCCUUUCUGCAAACCGGGUGUAAGCAAAGGAUGUUACAAACAUUGCCCCCUGUAAUGUAUGCAUAAUACGAUAAUAUUACUUCAUACAACACGAAUAUUGCAGUGUACUAGAUAGAGUACUAGACAAUAUUUUCACGAUUGUGUACUUGACGUGGACUGAGACAACAGUCUAAAGAUGUUUAUGUUUACAGUUGGACGUGCUUGUUGUCAGAAGCACCGCGCGUGACGUGUGUACUUGGCAGUGGAUCAUGCUAGCUCGACAUGCCAGGGUAGAAAAAAGAUGAGCGGGUACUUUGAAACUCAAAACAAAGCUUGUAAAUAAUACUGCCUGUGAUGAGUUGUUCUGCCUGUGUAUUUGUUGAAACUCGCAGGUCUUUGUUGAGAAAGCAAAGUAAUAUGAGUGUCGAUGGCUGCUGUCAUGAUAGGAAACAUUGUUUGUUGUCGUCGCUUGCGGGCUUCAUCAGCAACCUCUGAAUACUAGCUGAGCCAAGAGUUGUAGAUGCAGGUCAUCAGUUAUAUAUAAUAUAUAUAUACAUAUUCGUGCACCAACUAGUAGAAGAUGGCUACAUUCUCAAGUGUCGAGCAAUCCUUUUUAUUGCCAUCAUCGUCAAAAAUGUUCUCAUUUGCAAGUGGAAACGUGGCAAAGAUUUUAAUGCAAAAUGCUGUUGAGUGGUGGGUCCUGGGUAUUUUUUUAUUACAAGCUGAGAAAAUAAAGUGUUUCCACAUCUA